AUGCUCGCUGAGAGCUGCUGAGAGAGCCCGGCAGCACUCGCUGAGAGCUGAGGAGAGAACCCGAGAGCAGCGGAACAAGCCAGUCAGCACCCGCUUCCUAUUCAGCUUUCAAGCUGGAGGGGGAUCCUGGACAGCCACGUCGGCAUGCUCAGCACUGGAAGAAAAAGAGAGGCAACCGGAGACGGGCCACCGCCAGUCAAGGGAGGGACAUGUCGCAGCUAAGUACGAAUCUGGGUGAUUCCAGCCCUCCGGAGUCCCCAGUGCCUGCAAUCCAUAGCCGCCCUACGGUUCUGAUGCGGGCCCCGCCUGCUUCCUCCCGGGCUCCUCCUGUCCCUUGGGAUCCACCUCCAGUGGACUUGCAGGCUCCCCUGGCUGCUUGGCAGCCUCCUCAGCCCGCAUGGGAGGCUCCGGAGGGCCAGCUGCCUGUCUCAGUGGCUCAGCUGGCCCAGCCUCCUGGUCUAGGGGCCCCAAUGGUCCAGGCUCCGCCGCUUGGGGGGGCGAUGGCCAAGCCUCCAACACCUGGAGGCUUGAUGGUCCAUCAGCCCCCUCCGGGAGCCCCGAUGGCCCAGUCUUCAACUCCGGGAGUCCUGAUGCUACAUCCUUCUGUCCCGGGGGCCCCUUUGGCUCAUCCUCCUCCCCCAGGAACUCCGAUGACACACCCUCCCGGGACCCCGAUGGCGCACCCUCCUCCUCCCCCUCCUCCUCCUGGGACCCCAAUGACCCACCCACCACCGGGAAACCCGAUGGUACAUCCUCUCCCUCCUGGAACCCCGAUGGUCCAUGGGGGACCACAUGGAACUCCAAUGCCGCAUGUUCCAAUUACUGGGACACCGAUAGCCCAGCCGCCAACUCCAGGAGUCCUGAUGGCCCAGCAGCUGACGCCGGGAGUCCUGAUGGUCCAGCCGACUGCUCCAGGAGCUCCGAUGGUCCAGCCUCCUCCACAGGCAGCCUUGAUGACCCAGCCUGCACCUUCGAUUACUCCGAUGGCCAAGCCUCCAGGUCCUGGUGUCGUGAUGAUCCAUCCUUCAGGUGCCAGAGGUCCAAUCAUUCAGACUCCAGUAUCAGGAGCACCAAUGGCGCAGACAGUGCUGCCCCCUGGGCAGCCUCUGGCUACUUGGGCCCCACAGGGUCAGCCUUUGAUCCUACAAAUUCAGUCUCAAGUCAUAAGGGCUCCUCCACAGGUUCCCUCUGUACCACAAGCCCCCCAGGUACAGCUGGCCACAGCCCCAGGCUGGCAAGCUACCACGCCCAACUGGCAGGUGGCCCCCCAGGGGUGGCCGGCGACGCCUUUGACCUGGCAGGCUACGCAGGUGACCUGGCAGACCCCCACAAUAGCCUGGCAGGCCGCUUCAGCUGUGCGCCAAGCGGCUUCAUCCCUUCGUUCUGGUCACCAACCCAUUCGACCUGGACCACCUCCAGUGCUUCGCCAGAUACCUCCUAUCAUCCGUCAGCUCCCACCCUUGAUGCGGCAAGCCCCACCACUGAUCCGACAGGUCCCUAUCAGAUCAGCUACACAUGGCAUAGCAAGCCAGCCUCAGCUGUGGCAAGUCCUGCCACCCCCACCUCCACUGCGUCAGGCUCCACAGGCUCGCCUACUACUCCCGAGGGUAUCAGGAGCAGGCCAGGUGUCUACAGUACCACCAGUUGCUCAGAUACAUUUGGUGCCACAGUCAGGCCCACAGGUGCCCCAGACAGUACUGCCAGCCCAACUUUCUAUCCCAAUUCCUGUACCCCAGGCUGCUGCUCAGUCUGCUCCCCGGGCUGUGCAUUGCCCAUCCAUCAUCUGGCAGGCCCCCAAAGGCCAGCCCCCAGUGCCACAGGAGCUCCCAGUACUACAGGAGCUCCCAGUGCCACAGGAGCUCCCAGUGCCAGAGGAGCUCCCAGUGCCAGAGGAGCUCCCAGUGCCAGAGGAGCUCCCAGUGCCACAGGAGGUCGAGGUGCCACAGGAGGUUGCGGUGCCACAGGAGCUCCCAGUUCCACAGGAGCUCCCAGUUCCACAGGAGCUCCCAGUUCCACAGGAGCUCCCAGUUCCACAGGAACUGCCAGUUCCACAGGAGCUCCCAGCGCCACUGGAGUUCCAGGAGGUACAGCAGGCCCAGGCAAUGGGCUGGCGGGCACCCAAGGUACCUACUCACUUCUGGCAGCCCGUGCCUGCCCAGGAGGCCCAGGAGCAGGCCACUCAGAAGGCCCAUGUGGAGCAGCAGCAGCCCUUUCGGGGAGCUCGAGCCACUCCCAAGGCACGGCAAACUCAGCUGCCUACCCACCAGGCCCAAGCCACAGGCCUGCAGGCAGAACUGCCUUCAGUGCAGCUGCAGCCUUCUUGGCAAGGCCCACCGCCCAGGUUGCAGGCCCAGGCUAGAGCCUCUGCCCCACUGGCAAAUUUUCCCAGGGGCUCUACUCGAUCACGUAUGGCUCCAUCAGGAGAACCUGGCCCCUCUUCUGUAGAACCUCGGGGCCCUCCUAGGGAGCGCAGGGCACCUGCAAAGGACAAAAAGGGUCCUCCAAAAGAGCGCGUGAUAAUUGGUGCCACCUUUUGUGCUCCAAGGGGAGCAUCAGCUUCCAGGGCAUACGUGCCAACUGCCUGGAAAAACUUGCCUGCCACAUCAGAGACCUUUCCUGCCACCUCAAGGGGCUUUCCAUCUACCUCUCAUUUCCAGCCUGCCUCUUCUAAUGCCUUUAGAGGCCCAUCUGCCACCUCAGAGAGCCCAAAGUCACUGCCAUUUGCUCUGCAGGAUCCUUAUGCCUGUGUAGAGGCCCUGCCUGCAGUUCCCUGGGUUCCAUAUCCUGAUGGGAACACCUCAUCAGCAUGUAAGUCAGUGCCCACCAUCCUGAUGGUGGCAGCUUCUCCCCAGGCAAGUGCCACUGCUGCAGAGGCCUCCAAGUCUUCAGAGCCACCAAGACGCUCCGGCAAAGCCACCAGGAAGAAGAAGCAUCUGGAACCCAAAGAAGACAACUGUGGCCACAGGAUGCCCUCACGUGACUGGCGGGGCCCCCAAUCCUGGGAGAAUCCCAGCCAGAAUGACUGGGAGAUUCAAAGGGCUAUGCAGCUCCUGGGGGACCGGGAAUCCCUCUACACUCCACAGGGCCUGAAUGACUGGGGGUGCCCCAAUACCUCUAGGAUGCCAAGGAGCUUGGAGGGCCCUAGUACUUCACGGGACCAGGGAUUCUGUGGUGCCCCGGGUGGGUCUCAGACAUGGAUGGCCUCUGAGGUCCCAAGUGUUUCUCGGGGAUCCAGUGCUGCUCAGGAGGACCCUGAUAGGGAGAGUCAGCCAUUGUCUCCCUUAGAUGAGAGGGCAAACGCUUUGGUGCAGUUUCUCUUGGUCAAAGACCAAGCCAAGGUGCCUGUCCAGCUCUCAGAGAUGGUAAAUGUUGUCAUCCGAGAAUAUAAAGACGACAGCUUAGACAUCAUCAACCGUGCCAACACUAAGCUGGAGUGCACCUUUGGUUGUCAACUGAAGGAAGUUGACACCAAAACCCACACUUACAUCAUCGUCAACAAGAUGGCGUACCCUCAGUAUAAUUUUCUGCCAUCCUAUUUAGAGAGGCCAAAGUUCAGCCUCCUGAUGGUGGUCCUGAGCCUCAUCUUUAUGAAAGGCUACUGUAUCAGGGAGAAUCUGCUCUUUAGUUUUCUGUUCCAGUUGGGGCUGGAUGUCCAGGAGACAAGCGGUCUCUUCAGUAUUACAAAGAAGCUCAUCACCAAUGUGUUUGUGAGACACAGGUACCUAGAGUACAGACAAAUCCCGUUCACUGAGCCUGCAGAAUACGAGCUUCUCUGGGGACCCCGGGCAUUCCUCGAGACCAACAGGGUGCACAUGUUGAGGUUUUUGGCUGCAAUCUAUGAGAACCAGCCCCAGAUCUGGUCAUGCCAGUACCUUGACUCAUUGGCAGAGUUAGAAUACAAGGACGCUAACGACGACGAAUCCCAUGACAGCGAUGAUGAUCCCUACAACCCCACCAGCAGUCCCCAUCCUUACUAAUAGGUGGCAUUAAGAUGACUUUAUACCUGUGGGUCCAAAGCCAAAGGCAACAGACAAUGGGGGGUGGGGGGACAUUGUGCUUUUCUGGUGUUUUUUGGUAUUGUUCAGUGCGUGUAAGUUUUACAGCCUGUUUUUAUAUUUGCCAAAGCUUUUGUACAGUUUCGUGAAAUGUUGAUUCAAACUGGCUGCUGUAUUGUUUUGUAUUUUGGUGUCUACAUUUUUUAAAUGAGAUCUGUGGUUCCCUGUUUGGUCUCCUAAUUGUUACGUUAUAGUAUCAGAAUUGUGCUGCCUUUGUGAAAUGAAACGACAGUCUAUUUGUCUUGUUUUGUUUAUGUAAAAUCAGAAUGUUCUUGGAUGUAAAUAUGACUCAUCACUAAAAUACUGUGGAGAAAAGUGAAGAUCUAUAGCUAUAUAAAUAUACUUUCAGCAUAA
Arvicanthis niloticus (Nile rat) is the source of this 4409-nucleotide messenger RNA. Lineage: Eukaryota; Metazoa; Chordata; Mammalia; Rodentia; Muridae. The record is from RefSeq and is a predicted model, not a curated record.